CCCGCCCCCAUUCCUGCCUCAUUCCAGCCUCCUGCCCGGCUCCCGACCUCAUUCCAGCCUCUUCGCAGCUCCUUCCCUGCUUCCCGACCCCGUUCCAGCCUCCUCGGAGCCCCUUUGCCGGCUCCCGGCUUCGUUCCAGCUUUCUUCCAAUUGCUUUUCCCGCAUCCCGAUCUCCUUCCACAACCUCCCUUUCCCAUCUUCCAAACUCCUUCCAGCCUCCUUCCUGCAUCCCGACCUCAUUCCAACUUCUUUCCCUGCAUCCCGAUCUCAUUCCAACCCCCUUGUAGCCCCUCUCUCAUCUUCCAAACUUCCAGUCUCCUUCCUGCAUCCCGACCUCACUCCAACCCCCUCGUAGCCCCUUUCCCAUCUUCCAAACUUCCAGCCUCCUUUCCUGUAUCCCGAUCUCAUUCCAACUUCUUUCCCUGCAUCCCGACCUCAUUCCAACCCCCUUGCAGCCCCUUUCCCAUCUUCCAAUCUCCUUCCAGCCUCUUCUUUCCCUGCAUCCCGACCUCAUUCCAACCCCCUCGCAGCCCCUCUCCCAUCUCCCACCCUCCUUCCCCAUCUCCCUCCCGGCCUCCUCGCCCGUUCCCAACCCCAUUCCCGUUCCCCCCCCCCGCUGUCUCCAUGUCGGUCUCCACGCCCCGCUCCUUCAGCUCCCGUUCGUGCUGCGGGAUCGGCUCGGUCUCGGUGAACCGGAGCCUGCUGCGGCCGCUGGAGCUGGGGCUGGAGCCAGGGCUGAGGGAGCUGCGGAGCCAGGAGCAGGAGCAGAUCAAGAACCUCAACAACAAAUUCGCCUCCUUCAUCGAUAAGGUGCGGCUCCUGGAGCAGCAGAACGAGCUCCUCCGGACCAAGUGGGCGCUGCUGCAGGAGCAGGGCCGGGCACAGGGACCCCGCGGGCCGGGCCCGGCCGCGCUGUUCCAGCGCCACCGCAGCGCCCUCCAGCGGCAGCUGCAGGCACUGCACGAGGAGCGGCAGCGCCUGGAGGCGGAGCUGGGCAGCGCCCAGGGGCGGCUGCGGGACUGCGAGAGCCGGUAUGAAGAGGAGAUCAACCUCCGCACCGAGAAGGAAAAUGAGUUUGUCCUGCUCAAGAAGGACGUGGAUGAAGCCUACAUGAGCAAGGUGGAGCUGGAGGCUCGGCUCGAGAGCCUGACGGACGAGAUCAACUUCCUGAGGCAGCUCUAUGAGGAGGAGCUGCGGCAGCUGCAGCGCCAGGCCUCGGACACGUCUGUGGUGCUCUCCAUGGACAACAGCCGCAGCCCGGACCUGGCUGCGGUGCUGGCACAGCUCAAGGCUCACUAUGAGGACAUCGCUGCCCGCGGCCGUGCCGAGGCCGAGGCUCGAUGCCAGGGCAGGUACGAGGAGCUGCGGACAGCGGCCGGGCAGCGCGGGGCCGACCUGCUCAGCACCCAGAGCCACAUCCAGGAGCUGAGCCGGCUCAUCCAGCGCAGCCAGGCUGAGCUCGAGGCCCUGCGGAACCAGCGAUCCAACCUGGAUUCGGCCAUCGCCGAGGCUGAGGAACGUGGGGAGCUGGCCCUCAAGGAUGCCAGGGCCAAGCUGGAGGAGCUGGAGGCAGCUCUGCAGAAGGCCAAGCAGGACAUGGCCAGGCAGCUCCGUGAGUACCAGGAGCUCAUGAACGUCAAGCUGGCCCUGGACAUUGAGAUCGCGACCUACAGGAAGCUGCUGGAGGGAGAGGAGAGCAGGUGAGGGCCCAGGGACCCA
Messenger RNA from Melopsittacus undulatus (budgerigar), 1719 nucleotides. Its product is annotated as keratin, type II cytoskeletal 8-like. NCBI's taxonomy places the organism in Eukaryota, Metazoa, Chordata, Aves, Psittaciformes, Psittaculidae. The coding region runs from base 625 to 1704 and encodes 359 amino acids. The transcript is spliced from 7 exons. The record is from RefSeq and is a predicted model, not a curated record. Gene Ontology annotation, molecular function: structural constituent of skin epidermis. Gene Ontology annotation, biological process: intermediate filament organization; keratinization. Gene Ontology annotation, cellular component: keratin filament.